Messenger RNA from Letharia lupina, 4962 nucleotides. RefSeq lists its product as uncharacterized. Gene Ontology annotation, biological process: actin filament severing; barbed-end actin filament capping. The transcript is spliced from 3 exons. Lineage: Eukaryota; Fungi; Ascomycota; Lecanoromycetes; Lecanorales; Parmeliaceae. The record is from RefSeq and is a predicted model, not a curated record. Gene Ontology annotation, molecular function: actin filament binding; phosphatidylinositol-4,5-bisphosphate binding. The coding region runs from base 1 to 4962 and encodes 1653 amino acids.
AUGCCUAUCACCACCAAUAUCGACGGCUCGGAAGAUGUUAACGACUUCCUAUUACGCAUUCGCGACCUUUCGCGAAGGCGGGACACAGAAGAUGAAGAGCGGACAAGAAAGCUGGAGGAGGAAAUUAAACAAGGGCGCAAGGAGAGGCAGAUUAGGAGAGCAGAGCGCGCAAGGUCAAUCUCGCCCACCAAAGACACAUCUUCCAACGCGGGUACUCCAAGCUCCAUACGCUCUGGAAACGAGAUGUCGAGCCAAGAAGACUUCUCCAACACCCCAUCCUUCCAACCGCCACUAUCUGGUCCCUCUGGCCCGGACCAUAUUUCUCGUAAGACAAAUGGCGCCCCUACCAAUGUCAACGACCUAGGAUCUGAUAAUUUGCCUCGAGAGCUUCCGCAGCCACCUUUAAAAUCUCAAAUAAUCUCCACCCCCUCUCCGAGUGUGGCAAUGGCUCUUUCACGCGCGGGCACCCUCUCAUGGCAGCAACGGCCUUCAUCACGCGGAUCAACGGGCUCAAGCAGCCGCCCUUUGUCCAUGGUAGCUUCAGAAAGAAACGCCUCAAACUCUUCGCGUGCAGCUGCAGAUCCUGCCCCUACGAAUGAUGAUAGCAUGUCCAGCAGCCAGAUCUCGCAAUCUCUAGGGUCAAAAGACCCCACUUGGUUCAAGCAGACGCACGAUCGAGGAUUUGGAUCUGCAGCAUUCAGGAGGAACCAGGACGAUCUAUCAGACACAGCAUCGAUGAUGGGCAGUAAGCGGUUGCCAGGGGAGUCAGGAGAGAGCACAGCCGAAUCUGAAGACCGCACGAGUCCGGCCCCUGACGGUGUUCGCUCUGCAUCGCCACCAAGAGAGGGUUCAAUCCGUGGCAUUCCAGGACUGGUCCACAAAUCCUCAAAUUCUGCAUCGCUAGCAUCCGCUGGAGGCAUCCGAUCUCCUCUACCGACUAUGAGUAGCCAGAGAUUUGAUCCCCCAUCCGACACAAAUUCAUCUAUGGUUGAGAAUUCGUCCAUCGCGCGGACGAUGGCAAUGUCGCCUUCCCAAGGACGUCUUUCUCCAGAGCAUUUGGACCGACCUGCGUCGCCUACUAAAGGUCUUGGAGGAUUUGUCCAAAGCGCAAUGCUGAAGCGCUCAGAUAGCGUCAGUAAAAGGUGGAGCGCACAGGCAGGUCCGGGUCUAAGUAGGGGAAGCUCUAUCACAAGUAACCGCAAAGGCUAUGAAGAUACAAGGUACCCAAUGGGAGGAAUCCCUCCACUCAAGGAAUCAAGACCAAAUAGUAUGAGUCGCGAGAACUCCACAGAAACGACGUCCAGGCCUGGAUCAAGUCACAGUAUUGCUACUUUAACUCAAGCACAGAUCGAGGCUGAGCGGAUAAACAUUUCUGCACCUUUGGCUUACUUUAAAUCCGACUCAUUCCAGGACGAAGUCUCCAAACCAGCACCUAUAGAUACUAAGUCGCCUCCACCGUCAAAACAGGAUGACAAUGAACCAAUGAUGAGUCCACCCGCAAGCCCAAGCAAGAAGUGGAGUCCUACCAAAGCAAGCUGGUUGGAGAAUGCCAUUAACAAACCCGACUUUCCUAAGGCCAGAACGCCUGCACCUCAGCAGCCGGCAUGGAUGGCAGAGAUCAAUCGAGCAAAACAGCAGCGCGGAAGCCAUGAUAUGUCAAAGGGGGGAAACUUCAAGGAGGUAGCCACUGGUGGACUAAUACGCUCCCCUCCGCCAGGCACGGGCUAUAAGCCACCGGGCAUAGGUGGGCUCCCAAGUGGCUUCAGUGCAGGCGUGGCAGUGAGGCCCCGGACUGGUAGUCCAGAUAGAGUCAGCCAACAAGAUGAGUCGCCGAAGACUACAAAUCACAAUGACGGUCCUCGAGAAUCUUCUUCAUCUCGUACACUGCCACCAAAGGAGGUACGAACAAAGGGCUUUUCAUUCGAUAUAUCACCAGCCGACGAGGAAUCUGCAGACUCACCUUCAGCGAAGAAGUACAGCUCUCAGCUAAGCUCUCGUACGCAGUCGCCUACGGCGGCGAAAUUAAAGCCAGAAGCGCCUCCGAAGAUCGAUUUCAAGUCUACUCUCAAAUCGCGGCAAGCCUCUGGAGAAGCAAAUAGUAAGGAUGAGUCUGAAUUCAAGAACGUGUUUGGAAAUCUCAAGCGAACACAUACGCAGAAUUACAAAGCUCCUGACGAACUCAAAGAUAAUAUAUUGCGUGGUAAAGCCGGCCUUGCUCUGACUGGAGGCCCCAAAAGGACCGAGCGUAAGGAUGAGUUUAAGGAAAGCAUAUUGAAAAAGAAAGAGGGAAUGGUAGUCCCCUCGGCCUCUACAAGGAUAACAAGCGGGAGUCCCAGACUCCAGGAGCAUAACGUACCCGAGGCGAUUGCCAAGAGGCAAGGCCUCACAAGAUCUGAGAGCCUUCUCAGCAACGUUGGCGUGGAGGGAGCGGGCGAACCGACUAAAGCUGAAGCACUGGCCAGAAUACAGCGCUUGCGAGAUAAGCCAAAACCGGCGCUUCCAGACAAACCGCCUCACGCCGCAGCAAACGCGGAGAAAGACUCGACACCCAGAGGUACCCUGGGAGGAUUCACUUCUUCGCUUGCUGGUAUGCUUCAAAGAGGCUCAUCACCAUUGGCCAACAGCGGCAAGCCGAACAUAGCACAGUCGUCGGAUGAUAUACAGGAUUCGAAUUCCAUAGUGAGGCUGAAUAAUCAAGAGGCAGCUUCAGUAGGACCAUCGUUAACGCACGCAACCAAAGCCAGAGCACGUGGGCCGAAAAGGCGAUUACCUACUGCGAGGAUGCAGGAUGCCGCAAAAGAUACGCCGCUGUCUCGAGCUGAGCCCCAGUCGAAGUUAUUGGUGGCUGCGAACAGACCUCUUGGACCUAUACACGUCACGAAAUCCCAGACCCUUCCUGCCGGCGUCUACAAACCUGAGUCGCGACCUCUUUCCAAUAUUACACAUAAUAAUAACAACAACCGCAAGACCUCUCUGCCCCCUUCCCCACGGAAACCAUCGGCAAGUAUAAAUCAGUCGUUCAAUGUCAGAACUUCGCCCCCGGUCUCGCCAGGCCCAGGGAAAGCAUUGCAGAACAAGCCUCCCGCGGUCGUUAAGGAAAAGCUAAACCUGAGUCCGAAAGAUACGAAGAUACCUAUCUCUUUCCUUGCUACACCUGGGCCUCCCCCUGACACUCCGCUAAAGCGACUAGCCACCCAGGAGCCAAUCAAUGUUCCUAUUGGAUCAGUCAGGGAUCAGGAAAGGCGCGAACCCGAGCCUCAGGAGCUUGAUAAACCAACACCAUCAGUCAAAGGUGCAGCAGCUGUUUGGGGACGAUCGCCUAUGCAGCCAUUCCAACCUAGAUCGCCAGUCAAAUUACCCACCCGAAAACACGAAGAAGCUGGUCAGGAAGAGGCGGGUCCUAGACCAAAGGGCCCUGGUAUAGGUCCUGUUGGAUUGGGUAUCGAGACCACCGUUUAUGGGCCAAAGUCAUCGUUGGACCGCAAUCUACCGUCGCCGGCCACCCCAUCGCCCAAAUCUCCCCCAUUACCAGGAAAGAAACCCGCUUCAAUUGCGAAUAGGGUUGUGUCCACCGAUCUACCUUCUCCAGCUACCAUCGCUCUACCAUCUCCAGCCACUAAUCGGCCGACUAUACCAUCCCAAAAUCAUCCCCCAGGGGUAUCCGCCCUCUUGGCCGAAGUAUUUGACGAAUAUCCAAGCUCCAAACUCAGCAUAAGCAUCGAUACGCAAGCAAUUCUUGUCUCGCGCUCCUCCAAUGACAACUCACUGAAAAUCAAAACGCUCCGCAAACAAGUCUUUGAGAUCACCGAUAAUGGUAGAUCUGUUCCUGUGCCUUCUCAUCAAGAACACAUUCUCUUCGAGGAUCGUUUGUACCUCUGCACCCAUGUUUUCGGCGCCCUCGCUGGGACACGUACCACAGAAGUAUACCUCUGGUGUGGCGACGGUGUCCCGUCCUCCUCAAUAGAAGAUGCCCAGCUGUUCGCUAAGAAGGUUGCGAAAGACAACAAUGGCAAGCUCAUCAUCCUCAAGCAGGGCAAGGAAACGACCAACUUCUUUCAAGCACUUGGAGGGAUCGUCAUUACGCGCCGUGGAUCGGGUAGUCGCCCGGAGUCUUCGUCGGGCACAGCGGCCACGUAUCUUCUUUGUGGACGGCAGCAUGUUGGACAAAUUGCGUUUGACGAAGUAGACUUUAGCCCACGGAGCCUGUGCAAAGGAUUCCCAUACAUCGUCUCAGCUCGCUCUGGGAAAAUAUAUCUAUGGAAGGGCGGUGGGUCUGGCGCGGACGAGCUAGGCUGUGCAAGGCUGAUAGGGAUGGAUUUGGGUUUAGGUGGCGAGAUUGAGGAAAUAGAUGAGGGUCAUGAACCUGACGCUUUCUGGCAAUCUUUUCCGGGAGGAAAGCGAUGUGCUAGCACCGCCGAAGGAGCAAGCGCAGGGCAUUGGCAUCUAAAGCCAUCUUGCGAGAAGUACACAACGAGGCUAUAUAGGAUCGAUGUUGAGGCACCCCGCCCAAAAUCAAGCUCAGGAUUCAUGCAAUGGGGUAGGAGAGGUAGUGCGCCUGCAGACACGAAUGUCGCCAUAACGGCCCAGAUCCGGGAGAUCAUACCCUUUGCGCAAUUGGAUAUCGUGGAUGAUGGAGUUUUUGUGCUUGAUAUUUUCUUCGAGAUCUUUGUCAUCCGCUCCCUCGCACCAGCACCCCAGCAUAAAUCCACAGAAUCCGCAGCGUUUCGCGCGGCUUUAGUCUUUGCCCAAGAAUACAGCAUUCUUGCUGCUUCGGCGGAAGAUAGGCCGUUCGUACCGGUAAGCUCGGUUGUCAUUUGCUCGAGGGGUGGAUCUCCGAAUGUGAAAGAGGUGGAAGAUAUACCAGAAGGCAUGAGGCGAGCGUUCAGGAAAUGGGAUGAUGGCAAGGGAUUGGGUGAGUGUAGGGUCCUGCCACUGACUGCAGCUUUGGAAGCUACGGGGUGA